CGCGGGGCCGGGCUGCCGGAGCGCCGGCCUGUGGGCUGAGAGGAGCCGGCCGGCCUGGGCUUGCUGAGCGCCUGCCUGGCCGCUGGCGGGGAGGUGCCCUCGGUCCGCGCGUCCCUCGGUGCGCUCGGCGCGGCCGCUGGCGCCGCCACCCUGCCCGCAGGCCGCCGGGGGCCGCGGAGCCCAUGAAGCCCAGGGCGCCGCCGCCGCCGCUGCCGCCGCCCCCGCGGCGUGGCCGUCGUCCCGGAGCGUCCCGAGGCGGCUCGGGCAUGGCUGCGGCAUGAGCCCCGGGCCGCCGCCGCCACCGCCACCGCCGCCGCAGGAGCCGGAGCGGAAAACGGUGCCCGAAGCGGAGGUGGCAGCGAUGCCCGAGAAGCGCGCGGGAGCGCAGGCCGCGGGCGCAGGCUUGUUACCAGGCGUCGGCAGACCCAGUGUCUAUCAUGCUGCGGUUGUCAUCUUCCUUGAAUUCUUCGCCUGGGGCCUGCUGACAACUCCGAUGUUGACUGUUUUGCAUGAAACAUUUCCUCAGCACACAUUUCUCAUGAAUGGUCUCAUUCAAGGUGUAAAGGGCCUGCUCUCGUUUCUGAGCGCCCCGCUGAUCGGAGCUCUGUCUGACGUGUGGGGGCGGAAGCCCUUCCUCCUGGGCACGGUCUUCUUCACCUGCUUCCCAAUCCCCCUGAUGAGGAUCAGCCCGUGGUGGUAUUUUGCAAUGAUUUCUGUGUCUGGCGUCUUCUCGGUCACCUUCUCUGUGAUAUUCGCCUACGUCGCUGACAUCACCCAGGAGCACGAGAGAAGCCCUGCUUAUGGAUGGGUCUCAGCCACCUUUGCCGCUAGUCUGGUCAGCAGCCCAGCCAUUGGCGCAUACCUUUCUGCCACUUACGGGGAUAGCCUUGUGGUGCUGGUGGCCACAGUGGUGGCCCUCCUGGACAUCUGCUUCAUCCUGGUGGCUGUUCCAGAAUCUCUUCCUGAGAAAAUGCGACCAGUCUCCUGGGGAGCUCAGAUUUCUUGGAAACAAGCGGACCCUUUUGCGUCAUUGAAGAAAGUUGGACAAGAUUCUACUGUCUUACUUAUCUGCAUCACCGUGUUUCUUUCCUACCUUCCUGAAGCUGGACAAUAUUCGAGCUUUUUCCUGUAUCUCAGGCAGGUCAUAGGUUUUGGAUCUGUGAAAAUUGUAGCCUUCAUAGCUAUGGUAGGAAUUCUUUCUAUUGUGGCUCAGACAGUCUUUCUUAGCAUCUUGAUGAGGUCAUUGGGAAACAAGAACACUGUCCUCCUUGGCCUGGGCUUCCAGAUGUUCCAGUUGGCCUGGUACGGGUUUGGAUCUCAGGCCUGGAUGAUGUGGGCGGCAGGCACGGUGGCCGCCAUGUCCAGCAUCACGUUUCCUGCGAUCAGCGCCCUCAUCUCUCGGAACGCAGAGCCCGAUCAGCAAGGAGUUGCUCAGGGGAUCAUAACUGGAAUAAGAGGCUUAUGCAAUGGCCUUGGGCCAGCACUUUACGGCUUAAUAUUCUACAUGUUCCAUGUGGAGCUCACCGAUCUGGGCACGGAAUUGAAUUCCGACAGUGCCACCCUGCAGAGCGCUGUCAUCCCAGGCCCACCAUUUUUAUUUGGAGCAUGUAUAGUUCUUACAUCUUUUCUGGUUGCCUUAUUCAUCCCUGAGUACAGCAAAGCUGGGGGCGCUCAGAAGCAUAGCAGUGGCAGCCUGGCCAGCUCCCCUGAAAGGGGCACCGGGGAGGACGUUGAGCCACUGUUGCAGGACAGCAGCAUCUGGGAGCUCUCCUCUUUUGAGGAGCCUGGCAGUCAGUGUACCGAAUUGUGACCUCGGCAGGAAGGGGAUCCUGUUGAGCACGACCCACCUCGGACAGCCACGGAGAG
Molecule: messenger RNA, 1866 nt
Organism: Ochotona princeps (American pika)
Lineage: Eukaryota; Metazoa; Chordata; Mammalia; Lagomorpha; Ochotonidae
Gene: SLC71A2
Product: major facilitator superfamily domain containing 14B
Exons: 12
Coding region: 278-1810 (510 amino acids)
Biological process (GO): transmembrane transport
Cellular component (GO): membrane
Molecular function (GO): transmembrane transporter activity
Source: RefSeq, a predicted model, not a curated record